Molecule: messenger RNA, 219 nt
Organism: Colletotrichum destructivum
Lineage: Eukaryota; Fungi; Ascomycota; Sordariomycetes; Glomerellales; Glomerellaceae
Product: Putative growth factor receptor cysteine-rich domain superfamily
Exons: 1
Coding region: 1-219 (72 amino acids)
Source: RefSeq, a predicted model, not a curated record
AUGAAGUUCGCCGCCCUCGUCUCCGCCCUCACGCUCCUCGCCUCCGCCGCAUCUGCCGCGACCUGCUACGACUGCAACUACAGGUCCGUCGACCCGAACCGCUGCAGCAGCUGCGCGAGCUCGCAGGUACCUUAUGGGAACAACCAGCGCUGCGUGGCAUGCACCUCCCCCUGCCUGGAGACCAGCGACUACGCCGGUGCGAGAAUCUACGACUGCUGA